AUGUUGGUUGCUCACAAGCAUAAGAUAAAUUUCUACAAAACAACCACAAUUUGUGUAUCAACUCCUUUUGUUGAUAAGAUCGAUCCUUUUAAUUUUGUGAGUUUUCAUGAUCUGACAGCCAGACAUUUUGACACUCGUGUUGCAUUUGAUUUUAUUGGUCAAGUUGUAUCUACUGAACCCAUGAGAGUGAUUAAGGAGAAUGCAAGGGAAACAAGGCUAAUGAGUAUUGUUGCACAAGAUCUGAUCAUUGUUGAUAUCGAUUUGAAUGUUGAGUCUUCCAUUAAUACUACACAACUUAACACAGAAACUGUUGUGGCCAAGCCAGAAGAUUACUACCUCCGUUUUCAAAUAAAAAACAUUGAUGAUAUUCCAGAUUACAAUGAGGUAACUAAAAAUGGUGAUGAUAGUGAUGGUGAACCAUUUAAUUGUAAUGGUUGCGGAGGAGUUUUUGAUGUAUUCGGCAAGGUAAGGGUCGUAAUACGUGUUCAAGAUGAAACUGGGUCUGCUUCUUUUGUAUUGUUUGACCGUCAUGUUAAAGAUCUUAUUCACCGAGUUGGUGCAGUUUUCAAACAUUCACCUGCAUACGAAGAAAACAGUAUUCAUUCUGAUGGUACUCCUAUCAACAAGUCUAUUAAGGAAAAGAGUGUUUCUGUUGAAGGUGACAAUAUUAAUGUUGUUGAUCUUGAUGUGGUGACACCGACAACUACUUCACUGAAACGCCCUAUUGAGAUUGUUACCACCACUGAAUCGUUUGAAUGGUCUUCCUCAAAAGAUGGCGUUGCUCCUCAUACCCUUAAGAUUCCAAAAAUGGAAAAACUCGAAUAA
Lactuca virosa is the source of this 825-nucleotide messenger RNA. NCBI's taxonomy places the organism in Eukaryota, Viridiplantae, Streptophyta, Magnoliopsida, Asterales, Asteraceae. The record is from the annotation of a GenBank genome assembly.